Molecule: messenger RNA, 2598 nt
Organism: Cynara cardunculus var. scolymus (artichoke)
Lineage: Eukaryota; Viridiplantae; Streptophyta; Magnoliopsida; Asterales; Asteraceae
Product: hydroxyproline O-galactosyltransferase GALT2
Exons: 7
Coding region: 221-2305 (694 amino acids)
Cellular component (GO): Golgi membrane
Molecular function (GO): carbohydrate binding; galactosyltransferase activity
Source: RefSeq, a predicted model, not a curated record
GCCCUACCAAUUCGCAUUCGAUUGCGGGUUCGAUCAGCCGACUACGGGUGAAGAUCAAAACUGCAUCUUCGGCAAAUUAGGGUUCGCUGGAUUCUGUUUCUCUUGCGCCUUUUUGUUUUUGAUUUCAACUUGUCUUUGGAAGUCAACUGGAAUUAUGAGAUGGGGUUGCUUUAGUUUGCAGAAAUUAAGGCUCAAUGUGUUCAAUUUGGUUAUCUGACAAAUGAAAAUGAAGAGGUCAAGGAGUGAAGUUUUUGGUUUGAGGAGGGUAAGACUGCCACAUAUUUUGUUUCUUAUAGCUGCAUUGUAUUUGAUUGUUGUUUGCUUCAAGUUCCCUGCGUAUUUUGAGACAUCCAGCACUCCUGAUAAUGAAGCAGUAAAGAGAUAUCAGUUAGAAGUGAGUAAACCUUCGUUAAGAUCCGCAUAUAAGGAUGAAAUUAGUGAAGCAUUAGAAAAUGAUAACAGAUUUGAAAGAGUGCCCCAACAAGAGAAAAAUUUAGAAGAGAAACCGGGUGAUAAUCUUAGGGAAAGUCCGUUAGAGGAUGGUAACAGAUUGGAAAAAGUGAGUCAACAAGAGAAAGAGGCUAGUUUCCCUCCUCUUGAUCGUCGAUAUGGGAGAUUAACUGGUAAUAUAUUGAGGCAAAGGCAUAGGACCAGAGAUAUGUCAGGAUUGGAAAAAAUGGCAGAUGAAGCUUGGACUUUAGGUGGGAAGGCAUGGGAAGAGGUUCUUAAGUACCAUGAGAAGGAUGCCAAGUUGGCUUCCAUACUUGAAGGGAAGCAAGAGCGGUGUCCACCAUGGGUAUCAGUCACUGGUGCAGAACUAACUAAAGGGGACAGAAUCAUGUUCCUUCCCUGUGGUCUUGCUGCCGGAUCAUCUAUUACAGUGGUGGGAACCCCUCAUCAUGCUCAUAGUGAGUAUGUUCCCCAACUUGCAAAACUAAAAAUGGGUAAUCCCUUGGUUUUGGUUUCCCAGUUUAAGGUUGAGUUGCAGGGGCUAAAGUCUGUAGUUGCGGAGGAUCCACCAAAAAUUUUGCAUCUAAAUCCUCGAUUGAGAGGUGAUUGGAGCCAUCAACCAGUCAUUGAACACAAUACAUGUUAUAGGAUGCAAUGGGGUGCAGCUCAGAGGUGUGAUGGGUUACCAUCAAAAGGGGAUGAUGACAUGCUUGUUGAUGGAUUUCCAAGAUGUGAAAAAUGGAUGCGUAAUGAUGUUGUUGAUUCAAAAGAAUCACGAACAACAACAUGGUUCAAGCGGUUUGUAGGACGUGCCCAGAAACCAGAAGUGACUUGGCCAUUUCCUUUUGUGGAGGGUAAAUUGUUUGUCUUGACCAUACGUGCUGGAGUUGAUGGAUACCAUAUAAAUGUCGGAGGCCGGCAUGUGACUUCGUUCCCGUAUCGUACAGGGUUUACACUUGAGGAUGCAACAGGGUUAUCGAUUAAAGGGGAUGUAGAGGUUCAUUCGGUUUUUGCUACAUCACUCCCUACCUCUCAUCCAAGCUUCUCACCGCAAAGGGUAAUAGAAAUGUCAGAGAAGUGGAAAUCUAAACCGUUGCCACAUCAUCCUGUUUUGGUUUUUAUUGGGAUUCUAUCUGCUACCAAUCACUUUGCGGAGCGUAUGGCUAUUAGGAAAACAUGGAUGCAAUCUUCAGCAAUCAAGGCCUCAAAUGUAGUAGUUCGCUUUUUUGUUGCACUGAGUCCAAGGAGGGAGCAAAAUGCAGUUCUGAAAAAGGAGGCUGAUUACUUUGGAGAUAUUGUUAUCUUGACAUUUGUGGACCAUUACGAGCUUGUGGUGCUUAAAACCAUAGCAAUCUGCGAAUAUGCGGUUCAAAAUGUGAGUGCGUCAUACGUGAUGAAAUGUGAUGAUGACACUUUCACAAGGGUGGAUACCAUCUUAAAGGAACUUGACGGUGUCCCCGAUCAACAGUCCCUUUACAUGGGCAAUCUCAAUCUCUUCCACAGGCCUCUCAGACAUGGAAAGUGGGCAGUCAGUUUUGAGGAGUGGCCAGAAUCGGUAUAUCCACCUUACGCAAACGGACCAGGAUACAUAAUAUCCAGUGACAUAGCGAAGUUUGUUGUAUCUCAACGCGCCAAAAGAAAGCUCAGGAUAUUCAAGAUGGAAGACGUGAGCAUGGGAAUGUGGGUGGAACAGUUCAAUAGCACCACCACGGUCCGCUACUCCCACCAUGGUAAGUUCUGUCAGUACGGGUGUAUGGAUAACUACUAUACGGCACACUAUCAAUCACCAAGACAAAUGGUGUGUUUGUGGGAUAAUUUGGCAAGAGGACGGCCUCGAUGCUGCAAUUUUAGAUGAGAAAAUGCGGCAGUCGGUGGCGGGGAUUUUGUUGUGAUUUUAUUGUGAAAAAACAAGUUAUGUAGUAGAAUGGAAUUGUUGAUUAUGGUGGCGGGCAUGGUGUUGAAGAUGAACCACCGUGUUGGCCAUUGUUGUUUUGAUUAUUUUUGGGUGUUGGCUUUUGAAUAUGUGGGGCCUUGAGAUUAAGAUUGUUAGCCAACUUGUACAAUUAGUUUGUAUAGAACUCAUGAUGUCUCCCAACUUUAUUGAUUUUUCCAAAAGUUGUCACCCAGCAGAAAUGAUGGUUUUGGUAA